AAAGUCAAUCUUGGAACUUUCGACUGCUCUGAAUCCGAUCAGAUCCUCGACGGUUCGUUCUGUGGGUCGUUCCGUCCACUUCCAGCCAACUGUGGUACCGCAUUCGCAUUCGGCGUCAUUCCAGACAGCAACCCUCUCCUGCUACUGUCACUCACAUUCCACAACCUUCCGGAAGUCUUUUUUCGUUAUUCCUUUCGUUAAGAAGGAUCCAAGUAUUUUAUUUCCACUCCCUCGCUUUCUCGGCACAGUCACCAUGGACUACACUAUGGAGGAUACUCAGAACUCCGCUCCAGAGGCCCUCGAGGCGACCAAGCUGAACUCAGCACCUCAGCGGAAUGACAGCCAAAGCGUGACCAAACGCCUCCAAGCUGAACUGAUGCAGCUUAUGCUCUCGCCUUCUCCUGGUAUCUCCGCAUUUCCUGACGCCGAUGGCAACCUUACUUCCUGGACUGCCACCAUCAGCGGACCAAACGAGACUCCCUAUGAGGGCUUGACAUUCAAGCUCUCGUUUGCCUUCCCCAACAACUAUCCUUACUCUCCACCAACCGUCCUCUUUAAAACUCCCAUCUACCACCCUAAUGUGGACUUCUCCGGACGCAUCUGCCUGGAUAUCUUGAAGGAUAAAUGGAGUGCUGUGUACAACGUGCAGAGUGUUCUCCUGAGCUUGCAAAGCUUGCUCGGAGAGCCAAACAAUGCCAGUCCCCUCAACGCUCAGGCAGCCGAGCUGUGGGAUACAAACCAGGAAGAAUACAAGCGUCACGUCCUUGCGAGACACCGCGACGUUGAAGAUAUCUAGUAAACUGUAAUGACUUUGUCGGCUGUUGCCGUGAUGUGGCGUUAAGGACAGACCAUGUUUCUUUUGGAUGCUUUGCAUAGGGUCUGUGCGUCGUCGUUUCUUGGGGCGUCUCACUGGAGACUUUGUCACUCCUGCAUUUUGGCUCGGGGAUAUGGUUCGAUGCAUAAGGGAUACAAAUGGUUCUGGAGUUUAUGCGUUGGGUUCACCUUCUGUUAUGGGACCGCGAGUUUAACUCAGGUAUAAGAGUGCUCGCACCCGUGGAAUAAAUAUGAUCCUUUCUUUGUCCUGCAACUUAAUAAUGGUUAAACAUACUUCUCUAAUGAUUUUUACCUCAACUGUCUUGCGUACUAAGAUGCUAUGGAUAUCCAGCGG
Aspergillus nomiae NRRL 13137 is the source of this 1168-nucleotide messenger RNA. RefSeq names its product putative ubiquitin conjugating enzyme (UbcK). Lineage: Eukaryota; Fungi; Ascomycota; Eurotiomycetes; Eurotiales; Aspergillaceae. The record is from RefSeq and is a predicted model, not a curated record. The transcript has 3 exons. The annotation marks the transcript as partial.